CAAAGUCGUCGCCCGUUUUCGAGUCGUCCCAGCCAGCUAUCUGAUUUUCACGUAUUAAAUAUUCUUAUCCAAAAAACCAGAAUUUCCAGAGGGGGUCCAUACUCUCUUCUUGUUUUUACUUUUUAGAGAAGAACACCGCAAUUUUAACAAACCGGAUCGAAACCUCAGCAUAAACAAAAGAAGAAAAGCUUACGUGAAAGCAAAGAUAAGAUCAAAGAUUUUCCAAUAAUAGCAUUUUACAUUCUUCAAAGCAACAAUCUUUCUCGGUCUUUCUCCAUUUGUAAUAUAUAUAUAUGCAAGUAUAUAAACUUCACAGACUGGCAAAACUUUGAACCAGUCAUCACUCGUCACCAGCUUCACUGUGAGCACACCCUCCUAACAAACUGCUCUUUAUCUGCAUCAUGCAUUAAGCCAUAAAGUUCUUCUUUCCCACAAUCUUUCCAUCUUUGUAGGUCGUCUCCAGCAGUUAAAUAGCAUACGGCUUCUCUGAGUGUGGUGGGAAAGCAAUGAAUUCAGCUCCAUCCCUUUUGGGCAUCCUUAGUUUCUUUCUUUUGGGGAUUCUUACCUUGAACCAAUGUUCUGGAACCACAGUCAAUACACAGUUAGCAUUUCUCCAUGUGGAUGCCUCAGAAGCAUCAGCAAAGAAAAUACCAAACACUUUGUUCGGUUUAUUCUUUGAGGAAAUUAAUCAUGCUGGUGCUGGUGGGUUGUGGGCGGAGCUUGUGAGCAACAGAGGUUUUGAAGCGGGGGGUCAGAAUACACCCUCCAACAUUGAUCCUUGGUCAAUUAUUGGGGAUGAGUCCUCAUUGACGGUCUCCACAGAGCGUUCUUCUUGCUUCGAGCGGAAUAAAAUUGCACUUCGGCUAGAUAUUCAUUGCGGCAAUAAGGGUGCUAAUACCUGUCCAUACGGGGGAGUUGGUGUCUCCAAUCCCGGAUUCUGGGGCAUGAACAUAGAGGAAGGGAAGAGUUAUAAACUUGUGUUUCAUGUCCGUUCACUUGAAAGCCUUAAUGUUUCAGCAUCACUGACUUCAUCAGAUGGACUAAGGAAGUUGGCUAGUGCCGAGAUAAUUUCUGGUGAUGUUUCAAAUUGGACAAAGAUAGAGGUGGUUCUGGUAGCAAAGGGAACGGAUCACAAUUCUAGACUAGAACUGACUACAACAAAGAGUGGUGUUAUAUGGUUUGAUCAAGUAUCAUUGAUGCCUCUCGAUACAUACAAGGGACAUGGUUUCCGAAAUGAUCUGUUUGGAAUGAUUAAAUAUUUGAAACCGGGAUUCCUCAGAUUUCCAGGUGGAUGUUUUGUUGAAGGUGAGUGGUUAAGGAAUGCAUUCAGGUGGAAAGAAACGAUUGGACCAUGGGAAGAGAGGUCGGGGCAUUUUGGUGAUGUUUGGCAUUACUGGACCGAUGAUGGGUUAGGCCACCUUGAAUUCCUUCAGCUGGCAGAAGACUUGGGUGCACUGCCAGUAUGGGUCUUCAACAAUGGAAUCAGCCAUAAUGAUCAGGUUGACACGUCAAGCAUCCUACCAUUCGUGCAGGAGAUAUUAGAUGGUAUAGAGUUUGCCAGAGGCGGUCCCACCUCGACGUGGGGUUCCGUUAGAGCUGCACUGGGUCACCCUGAGCCCUUUGAUUUGAGAUAUGUUGCAAUAGGAAAUGAAGACUGUUGGAAGUCAAAAUACCGUGGAAACUACCUCAAGUUUUACUCUGCAAUCAAACAAGCCUAUCCAGAUAUUAAUAUAAUAUCGAACUGUGAUGCCUCUUCUCAACCAUUGAAUCAUCCAGCUGAUUUAUAUGAUUAUCAUAUUUAUAGCUCUGCAAGUGAUGUCUUCUCUUUGGCCAACAAAUUCAAUCAUGUGUCACGGAGUGGUCCAAAGGCUUUUGUAAGUGAGUAUGCUGUGACUGCCAAGCAAGAUUGUGGUAAAGGCAGCCUUUUAGCUGCACUAGCUGAAGCUGGGUUUCUUAUUGGAGUUGAAAGAAAUGGUGAUGCGGUUGAAAUGGCAAGUUAUGCACCUCUGUUUGUCAAUGAAAAUGACAGGACGUGGAGCCCGGAUGCGAUCGUUUUCACUUCUUCACAAGCAUAUGGAACACCAAGUUACUGGAUGCAGCAAUUCUUCAGGGAGUCGAAUGGGGCAACUCUAUUGAACUCUACCCUCACUUCUAACAUUUCAAGCUCUCUGCUUGCUUCUGCUAUCACUUGGCAAAACCCUGAUGAUAAUCAUGAGUAUUUGAGGAUUAAGGCGGUCAACUUCGGGGCCAGCAAUGUGACUCUUAAAAUCACUGUAGAUGGACUUGAGCAGAACUCCAAACAGUUAUUGGGAUCAACAAAAACUUUGUUAACCUCUAGUAAUGUACUGGAUGAGAAUUCCUUCACUGAGCCUACAAAGGUCACACCUACAAAAAGCUUGCUGCAAAUGACAGGUGAGAAGCUGGAUGUCGUGCUCCUUCCACAUUCCCUCACUUCGUUCGACUUCUUACUAAAGCCGAAUGGAAUCAGGACUCUGGAAUCUGAUUCUGACCAUAAAUCUUCAUACUGAGAAGGGCUACGCUGUAUAUAUAUCUGAGUCUCUGACCAAAAAAGAACAGAAUAAAACAAUGUAUAAAUAUCUAUAUGUAAUGUGCAGAGCUCUGCACAAACUACUUAUGGUGAUCCUUGUUUCUACUUUCUUUCUGUGAAAAAAAUGGCUUGGUCUAAAAAAUCAUGGUAGGUUGCUAUCUGCACAAGUAGGAAAUCAAACAAACAAACAUUUAUAAAAACCUGCUCAUUUA
Cuscuta epithymum is the source of this 2760-nucleotide messenger RNA. Lineage: Eukaryota; Viridiplantae; Streptophyta; Magnoliopsida; Solanales; Convolvulaceae. The record is from the annotation of a GenBank genome assembly.